UUUGAAAAACGUGAGCCCACCCUAUUUUCCGCAAUGGUUGGCAACCUUAGUGCCGAGACGUCUGAGUCUUUGCAAGAUCUUGUCAAGGUCUGCGAACAGCAUGUGAGAUCUGAAGAGUCGAAGCGGGUAGAACAAGCUGGUGGAUACAACUUCGACGCUGCCGCGGCUGUACCAGCGAGUUUCAAUUUCACCAACUGA
This is a messenger RNA of Cylicostephanus goldi, 198 nucleotides long. The record is from the annotation of a GenBank genome assembly. Lineage: Eukaryota; Metazoa; Nematoda; Chromadorea; Rhabditida; Strongylidae.